AGCUUCAUCGGCCACCGUAUCCAGCUGUGAAGGAGGCUAAAGCUAAGCUAGCUGCAGGGUCACUGAAGUGUGUUGUCACUGAUUACAACCCGCAGUGUGACGUCACAGAUGUUGUGUGUUCCUGCUCCUGUAGAAUCCAGUGAACGUCAUCACCGAAGAUCUGAGACAGGACGUCGGUGGUUCUGUGGAGCGUCAGUUAGCUCCAGGCUAACUCCAGGCUAACUGCAGCUAACUCCAGCUAGCUCCAGGCUAACUGCAGGCUAACUGCAGCAGGUGGACUCUUCUCUGAUCGAUCGUUGAACUCUGAGGAUUUUACAACCAGCGAUGUUCAGCCUCAGAUCAGCUGUCAGCAAAUACCGAGGUUUGUGGACCUCCAGCCAGUCUGUGGUCAGAGCCAUGUCGUCUUCAGGCGGUCCCACGUCUCCGUUCACCACGCUCGCCGUCAGUCACCCGGCCAAGUCCGUCACACAUGUGGAGCUUCAUCGUCCUGACAAACUCAACGCCAUGAACUCAGCGUUCUGGAGUGAGAUGGUGGAUUGUUUUAACGAUCUCGCCGCAGACCCAGACUGCAGAGUCGUGGUCGUCUCUGGAGCAGGGAGGCUCUUCACAGCUGGUAUUGAUCUGAUGGACAUGGCCGGCGACGUGCUCCAACCUCAGGGCGACGACGCGGCCAGAAUCUCCUGGAACCUCAGAAAAAAGAUCGCCAAGUAUCAAGAGACAUUCUCCGUCAUAGAGAAGUGUCCAAAGCCUGUUGUCGUGGCCGUGCAUGGAGCCUGUAUCGGAGGAGGUGUCGACCUGAUCACAGCCUGCGACAUCCGCCUGUGCACCCAGGACGCCUGGUUCCAGGUGAAGGAAGUUGAUAUUGGACUUGCAGCAGACGUUGGGACGCUGCAGAGACUCCCCAAAGUCAUCGGCAGCCGCAGCCUCGUAAACGACUUGGCUCUGACGGCCAGGAAGAUGUACGCAGAUGAAGCUAAGAGCAGCGGCCUGGUCAGCCGAGUGUUUGCAGAUAAGGAGGCCAUGAUGUCCGGGGCGGUGGAGAUGGCCGAGGAGAUCGCCGGACGAAGUCCUGUCGCUGUGCAAGGCACCAAAAUCAACCUCAUCUACUCCAGAGACCACAGCGUGGCAGAGGGACUGGACUACAUGGUAACAUCCCCACAUCCCUGCUCAGCAUCAUCCUGCCUCGGUCACUGGAUCUCACUU
Messenger RNA from Paralichthys olivaceus (Japanese flounder), 1203 nucleotides. NCBI's taxonomy places the organism in Eukaryota, Metazoa, Chordata, Actinopteri, Pleuronectiformes, Paralichthyidae. The record is from RefSeq and is a predicted model, not a curated record.